This is a messenger RNA of Oryza sativa Japonica Group (Japanese rice), 971 nucleotides long. RefSeq lists its product as uncharacterized. NCBI's taxonomy places the organism in Eukaryota, Viridiplantae, Streptophyta, Magnoliopsida, Poales, Poaceae. The record is from RefSeq and is a predicted model, not a curated record.
UUAUUAUCUUUUAAUUAUAGCUCACGCUUCCUCUGAUCCCUCUCUUCUCCCAACUCUCCACUCCCGCACCGCACGCACACGAAACCGAUUUCCCUCCGCCGCAACCGGAGCUCACCUCACCUCGCCGGAGAAGAUCCGCCAUGCCUCGCGUGCCUCUCCCCCUCCUCCUCCUCGUAGCCCUCCUCGUCGCCGGCGGCGGCGGCGCCGCGGCGGAGACGAAGCCGACGGCGUACGAGGCGCUGGCGACGUUCGACUUCCCGCCGGGGAUUCUCCCCAAGGGGGUGGUCUCCUACACCCUCGACGACGCCACCGGCGACUUCACCGCCACGCUCAACACCACCUCCACCUGCGCCUUCUCCAUCCAGGGCUCCUACUCCCUCCGGUACCAGCGCCGGCUCUCCGGCCGCAUCGCCGCCGACCGCCUCACCAACCUCCAGGGCGUCUCCGUCAAGAUCCUCUUCCUGUGGGUCAACAUCGUCGAGGUCACCCGCCACGGCGACGAGCUCGGCUUCUCCGUCGGCAUCGCCUCCGCCGACUUCGGCAUCGACAACUUCCUCGAGUCCCCGCAGUGCGGCUGCGGCUUCGACUGCCACGACCACCGCGAUCUGUCGCUGCCGCUUCCGCUGCCGGAGCCCAGCCUGCGGCUGCGAGGUGCGUUCUAGAAUCCUCCUCCUCCUCGAUCCUUGGAGGUUGCUGCUCUAAAGCAAUUCUUGGAUAAAUGCUGUUGGUGUGAGCUGCAAGAUCCAAAUCUAUCUUUAGAUGGGUUAAUAAACAAGAAUUGGUAGAUCCCCAACUUUUUGAUGGGAUAGGAAAUUCAGAGCUCGAUUUCGUAUGUUUCUGCACUGUUUCAGACAGUUUAGAGAGAAUCACAGGAGAAAGUAAGAUCAGCUGAAUUUUCUUGUAUGCAAAUUCUUUGGGAACUAUACCGAGAAAAAAAAAUAACUCAAUGGAAUUAUGUUCUUUAGCUUGUA